AUGGCGAACAAUCUUCGCAGAGCAAUUCAAGAUCUCAAUCUUGGAAUUGACGAUGCUCCGGUGCCAAUCCCAUCGACUGUCUGCCACGAGGCUAUCCGAGCGAAUCGCUUCUCCUUGAUUGGUCGGGCCCUUGUCCCCCGCCACCAGAAUCUGAGAGAAAUCGUCUCAACACUCCCACGAAAUUGGGGUUUGUCUGGGUCGAUUGCUGGUCGGGUCAUUGAGAGGCGCAUGUUUCAAUUUGUGUUCCCUUCUGAAGAUCUCAUGCAGUCCGUUCUCAACCGUGGUCCCUGGGCAUUUGGUGAUAGGAUGCUGGUCCUGAAGCGGUGGACCCCUGAGAUGGAUGAAUUUUAUCUAAACUCCAUCUCUUUCUGGGUGCAAAUUCGUGGAAUCCCCUUGAUUUUCCUGACUAGGAAUGUCAUCAAUCACAUUGCGAGCACACUAGGCGAUGUUGAAGUGGUGGAUUUCAAUCCGGAGGCGGCUGCGGCGGUUGAAUUUGUCCGUGUGAAGGUUACCUGGAACGUCGACAAUCCGUUGCGUUUCCAGAGAAACUUUCAAUUCACGCCUGGAGUGAAUACGGUGAUCAAAUUCAAGUACGAGCGUCUACGCGGUUUCUGUGAGGUGUGUGGUCUCCUAACUCCCGAUACGGGAGCUUGUGUUGUUGUGGAGGAUGUUCCCGAAGCGGGAGAUGAUGACAACAACGAUAAUAAUGAUGACGGAAACAAUGGAGAGGAUGGUGAUCACCAUGUUCACAUCCCCGAUCCGUUCAUCCAACAUCUAAACCAACAACCGCGGCAAGGCGAUUACAAUCAGGAAGAUGAAGUGCAUGAACCUGUAGGAGAGGAGGGGAUGAAUGAAGAUGUGGAAAAUAUGAGAGCCUCCGACUUUCAUAUGACUCCAUCUGAGUUAAUCCAACCUGUCACAUCUGAAGCACAUGCAUUGCGCAAAAGGCGUUUUAUGGCAGCUUUGGUGUCUGAUCUUAUCCGUGAUGAAGAAGCAGGAAGGCAGGAAUCUCCAAGAACCCCAAGGUCCGGUGAACCAAGUAGUGCAGAGGAGCAGGAAGAUCCCUAUAUUCCUCAGUGGGUGACUCCGGCGGAUGACGAGAGCUCCUUCCAGCAAUAUGGUAGUUUUAUGAAUUACAAUGUUUUGCAGGACAUACAAGAUGAACCAAGCAUGAAGAAGGCACGUCUCAGUGGGGAGUACGACAACGGAGAAUCUUCUGCAUCGCGGUCUAACGAGGAGGUAUCAAACUCCCUCAGCAAACUCCAAGCUGAUUACACGGGCUCGGACAUUUCUUCUCCAGACCAAACUCCACAAGACAGAGGCGCGGUGGGCCCGGUUCCACCACCAGUUCCAUGA
Messenger RNA from Microthlaspi erraticum, 1356 nucleotides. The record is from the annotation of a GenBank genome assembly. Lineage: Eukaryota; Viridiplantae; Streptophyta; Magnoliopsida; Brassicales; Brassicaceae.